Messenger RNA from Bipolaris sorokiniana ND90Pr, 2352 nucleotides. RefSeq lists its product as uncharacterized. NCBI's taxonomy places the organism in Eukaryota, Fungi, Ascomycota, Dothideomycetes, Pleosporales, Pleosporaceae. The record is from RefSeq and is a predicted model, not a curated record. The coding region runs from base 200 to 2101 and encodes 633 amino acids. The transcript has a single exon.
CCACCCUUGACUUUGUGCUUGAUCAACCCGAGCGGACCAAGGAUGGGGCAGAAGAGACGGAAAAGACAAGAGCAGCACGGAUGGACUGAGGAGAACAUUGGGGUCAUAAAAUAGCUCGGCUCGGUCAGUCAAGGCCAGACAUUUCGAUCUGAUUUCUCAUCUCUCUUGCAAAGAGGGACGGACACGAGGCAAAACAACAAUGGCUAUAGCUGAGCAGAGGGAGUUGGAAGCGCGAUAUGCGCAGGAGCGAGACAAGCGAAUGCGGGAGGAUGGCAUGCAACAGUACAGCCGCCUACCCAGCGAACAAGACAAACCGCUCUCUGACGACCCGUGGGUGGAGGCUGGACAAGAGAGGGGACCGCUCAAGGACGGCGACGAUAUACAGUUCCUCAUCAUCGGGGCAGGUCACGUUGGGUUGAUCACGGCAGGACGGCUGGUCGAGGCGGGCUUCUCAGCCAAGGGCAUAUGCCUGGUGGACGUGGCAGGCGGCUUUGGCGGUACGUGGUACUGGAACCGGUACCCUGGGCUGCAGUGCGAUAUCGAGAGUUACAUCUACAUGCCCUUCCUGGAGGAGACGGGCUACGUGCCCACGCGCAAGUAUCCAUCGGGCGAGGAGAUCCGCCAGCACUGCGAGCGAGUGGCUGGGCACUUUGGGCUGCGCGGGCAAUUCUCGACACGGGUGCUGGAUGCAACGUGGGACGAGGAGCGGCGGCGGUGGGUGGUGCGCCUGCAACGGGAGCAUGGCGCCGGGGCGGGCGAGGUGUUUACGGUACUGACACAGUUCCUCAUGCCAGCCAGCACCCUCUUCACGGCGCCGCGCAUGCCCAAGCUGGAGGGCUUUGAAAAGCUGCAGGCCAAGAUUCCCGUCUUCCACACGGCGCGCUGGGACUACAGCGUCACGGGCGGCUCGCCGGCAGAAGCCACGCUGUCAGGCCUGAAGGGCAAACGUGUGGGCGUUAUGGGCACAGGAUCAACGGCGGUGCAGGUGGUACCUGAGGUUGCGCGCUGGGCCGACCAGCUGCUUGUCUUCCAACGAACGCCCUCGUACUGCGGCCCCCGCCACCAGCAGCAGACCAACGCCAACACAUGGUCACGUGACGUUGCGACUGGCCCCGGCUGGCAGCGCGCCCGCAGCCUCAACUUCGACGCCUUCUUCGCCGGCGACAACCCCCCGCCUGACCAUCCCGAUCUCGUCGCCGAUGGCUGGACCCAGACGGCCCGCGGAUUUGCCGGCUUCAUUGGCGGCCCGCGCAUCGUCUCCCCUGACAAGGUUGGGGAGCACUUGCGGAAGCUCCAGGAAAUCGACGACCCGCUAACCCACCAGGCCCGCGCAACCAUCCGCGACACAGUCAGCCAAAACAAGGCUGCCGCCGAGCGUCUGCAGCCGUGGUACCCCAUGUGGUGCAAGCGCCCCACCUUCCAGGACGACUACCUACCCACCUUCAACAAGACCAACGUCACCCUCGUCGACACCGACGGCCACGGCGUCGAACGCUGCACCGAGCGCGGUCUCGUUGUCAACGGCGUCGAGUAUGAGCUCGACGUGCUCAUCCUCGCCACGGGCUUCCUGCUGGCCACUGGCGACAAUACUGCCCCUGCUGAGUUCUUUGGCAUCCCCGUCGUUGGUCGCAACGGCCGCCGCCUCAAGGAUAAGUACACUUCGCCUGACUUUGGCACCCUCCACGGUAUCGCCACAAAUGGGUUCCCCAACCUACUCUAUGCUGGCCUUGGCGGUGGUCCUGGCUCACCUAACCUUACCGUUGUCUUUGAUCUUGAGGCUACACAUAUUGCCAAUAUCCUAAAAACAGCUGCUAGUCGUGUAUCUGACCCAACAAAGCUUGUUAUUCAGCCUAGCAAACAAGCAGAGGAUGCUUGGACAGAUGAGGUCGAGAAGCGUGCCCUAUGGUAUUCAGUCGUGCUCCCCUGCACCCCAGGCUACUUUAAUCAUGAGGGUGUCACGACGCGCAAUGCUGCUAGCUCCCCUGAAAGACGCCGCCUGGCUAUGCGAAAGGUGCUCUUUGGCGGUGGCACCGCCGCGUAUGAGCGUAUAAUCCGCGAUUAUCAUGCCAAGGGCGACAUUGAGGGCUUUGAAGUCUCGUGAAAGAGCCAUUGUUUUCCUAUCUAGUACGUAAUACAAAAGUACAAGAACUCGAUGAUUAGUGUUUUGAAAAUGCAACCAAGGUCAUCGACUGUGCAUCGAGACACACAACGAAUAGAGACAAAUUACCGGUACUUUAAACUUAGCCCAUGUUAAUAACUUUAAUACAUGAGAAAGUUAACUUGCUUCUAUCGUAAUAAUAGCUAGAGUCUACUUUAGAAUGAUAUGUACGCUUUAGAAUUUAAAACUACGAG